Molecule: messenger RNA, 951 nt
Organism: Pipistrellus nathusii (Nathusius's pipistrelle)
Lineage: Eukaryota; Metazoa; Chordata; Mammalia; Chiroptera; Vespertilionidae
Source: the annotation of a GenBank genome assembly
AUGGGCCAGGAUUAUUACGCUGUACUCCACAUCACUCACAAUGCAGAGGAUGCCCAGAUCAAGAAGGCGUACCGGAAACUUGCCCUUAAGCACCAUCCAUUGAAGUCCGAUGAGCAAGCCUCAGUGGAGAUAUUCAAGCAAAUAGCAGAGGCCUACGACGUGCUGAGCGACCCCGUGAAGAGAAGCAUCUAUGACAAGUUUGGAGAGGAGGGUCUGAAGGGCGGGAUUCCUCAGGAGUUUGGGUCUGAGACCCCGUGGUCAACUGGUUAUGUCUUCCAUGGCAACGCUGAUAAGGUCUUCCAUGAGUUCUUCGGAGGAAACAACCCCUUUGGUGAGUUUUUUGAUAUAGAAGGAAAAGAGGUGGAUUUGAACUUUGGGGGGCUCCGGGGCCGAGGGGUCAAGAAACAAGACCCCCCAAUACAGAGAGACCUCUACCUUUCCCUGGAGGACUUAUUUUUUGGAUGCACCAAGAAAAUCAAGAUCUCCCGCAGGGUGCUGAACGAGGAUGGGUAUUCCUCCACCAUCAAGGACAAGAUCCUCACAAUUGAGGUGAAGCCUGGUUGGAGGCAAGGCACACGGAUCACCUUUGAGAAGGAAGGUGACCAGGGCCCCAACAUCAUCCCAGCAGACAUCAUCUUCAUCGUGAAGGAGAAGCUACAUCCUCGCUUUCGCAGGGAGAAUGACAACCUCAUUUUUGUGAACUCUAUCCCCUUGGGCAAGGCUCUGACCUGUUGCACUGUGGAGGUGAAGACCCUAGAUGACCGGCUACUCAACAUCCCCAUCAAUGACAUCAUUGAUCCUAAGUACUGCAAGAAGGUGCCAGGUGAGGGGAUGCCAUUGCCCGAGGACCCCACCAAGAAGGGGGACCUCUUCAUCUACUUUGAAAUCCAGUUCCCCACCCGCCUCACCCCCCAGAAGAAGCAGAUGCUGCGCCAGGCAUUGCUGACGUAA